Diaporthe batatas is the source of this 1533-nucleotide messenger RNA. RefSeq lists its product as uncharacterized. The transcript is spliced from 2 exons. Bases 1 to 1533 code for a protein of 510 amino acids. Lineage: Eukaryota; Fungi; Ascomycota; Sordariomycetes; Diaporthales; Diaporthaceae. The record is from RefSeq and is a predicted model, not a curated record.
AUGUCUUCCCGCCCUGUCACUCCAACGAGCAGAACUCGCGGUUGCUUGGCCUGCCCUGGGGGCGAGAAUGUGACGCCCAAGUCGGCUGUGCGCCAGAUCUCACCCGUCUAUGGAUCCGUGGGUCGUGCUUUGGGACAUAAAUCCCUGGACGCAGUACGCUCUGUCAGAGGCUCCUUGAAGGGACAACGGGCCCUAAAGACGGCCACCAACGCCAUCCCAGCGACGUCGAGCUCCAGCUGUUCGUCAAGCCCAGCUGGAUCUGCCACCAAGCAGAGGUGGUAUGACUCUAUUCGCUCCAGGACCUCUCAGAUACCAACGCCCAGAAGUCCUGCUUCGUCGUCCCCGACACUGAAGCGACGGUUGUUCAAAAACGGCGCAGAUGAUGAGAAGCUGCUGACUGCGCCAAAAUGCGCACUUCACACCUCACCCACUCCUUUGGAACGAUCUCAAAGACAUGUUCAGGCCCAGACCCUCCGGACUCCGCCUCCGAAGCUUGAACUUCCGGGCCUUGACGCAGAUCCGCGAAGGAACACUACCUUCCGAGCCUGCUCAGAGAAAGUGAUUCAAGAUAUUGGCAGAAAGUACGGGGCCACAACACCUAGCAUCUUGCCAAAGUCCGCCCCGAGCAGUGACACAUUCGCGUCGUCAGCACAGAGCGUGAGGCUCAGACGUGCCGAGGGGAAGAUUGGGAACGUAUCUCAUGAGCCCAAGGGUAGUCUGGCCAUGAAAUGCGACGUACACUACCCGUUGAUUCCUUCCACCCCAUCCCGCACUGAAUCCUUCCAAGACACGGCUGUGGCGCUUUCGAAUUGCUCUCUCAACAACAUGCUCUGCGGUAAUCCUGAGUAUAGCAAUGUCAGACUCUGGACUUUGUUCACCUCCGUGACAUCGCCUUCCAGAGUCCAGCAAAGCUUCACCGUUCUGCCAAAGUAUCUAAAGCCGGAUCGCAAUGCCCUAGGCACAACCUAUCAGUGGGCGAUAAUAGUCUUUAGACACGGCCCUGCCCCGAGUCGACUGCCAAGUUCGGUGAGGCAGCAUGAGGCACUUUUGCACUCCGCGGCCGAGAGAGUCGUGAACAUGGGAUAUCACAUUGACGUGUGGACCAAAUCCGAUAACUACUGUUGGAGGGAGGCCAAGCUACAGGCUCUCGGUAAUGAGAACUGCCAGGGGCCCGACCAGUCGCUCUGUGAGAAAUACCAUGCAAUGGUUGGUCAUGGGAUCCCAGGCUUUUCUAUUGAGGAGAUCCAACUCAUCGAACAAAUGGCACGGAUUCGAACGCAACACUCUGAUUCGCAAGACUCUAAGACCCUGUGCACCGAGGUUGGCCUGCAAACCCAGUCCGACACUGAGGACGACCUGGGAUGCCGUCUUGACGUCGAUUCUCAGUUUGGCGGCUUCCUUGAGCACCAGGAAGAAAGCAUCCUAUCAUUCGGCUCAGAAACUCCAUUCGAGCUCCACGACCACUCCCACAUCAGCGGGAUUUCAGAGGACUUGGAUAUGGCAGCGAGAUUGGGCGGGAAGACGUUCGCAUGA